AUGGCGUUCAUCGAAAGCCUUGUCGACGUAGAAUUCGUAAAGGAUUUAGUAUGUAGUCAAGGCAAAACACAUGAGGAAGUUUCAAACAUUUUAAAGGAGAUGUUUCCUGAAACAACUCGCGGGCUAGGCGAGAAGAGUGUGUACCGCUUUUGUAAGGAACACGGAUUAAGAAGGACCAAAUCUGACGCAGAACUCGAUGUUACUGUGAGAAAUGCUGUGUCUAUGGUAAGCGUAUAUUUACUAGAAUGGUAGGGGGGUAGUGCGGCUAGAAUGGUGGGAGGGGGUAGUGCAGCUAGAAUGGUGGGGAGUGUAGAUAUUUAAAAUUGAAGAAUGUAUAUUAUACCCAACCUACAGGCGUAGGGACUCCCCGCAUUGAAGUAUAUACACACAUUAAAGUAAAGGACCAACUUUGCAUAACUCCUUUCAAUCUCCAAAAGCCUUGUCCGGGGGUGGGGUGAACGGAGAUUGUGUAGAAAAAGUUUGUUGGUAAAUUGAUUGGAAAUGGUCGGUAAAUUGAUUAAUGAAUAAAAUUGAGUUGGCUGGUAAACGUAGAGGAGCAGCCCACCAGUUGAAAGGGUCCUUGUCUACGACGUUCUCUUCAGAGAAGCGCAAAACCUUCUGAUUUCCAUGAAUAUUUUCACUGAUGUGUAUGUAUGCUAUUUCAGGUUGGUCCAGUAUAUGGAAGGAAAAUGCUGAAGGGAUUUUUGGACAGUAGAGCUAAAAUAGUAGUGGCAUCCGAAAAACGAAUUGGUUCUUCUCUUGCCAGAGUCAAACCAGAUAACCAUAGAAGGAGGCAACAGAACAUUGCCAGACAGAUAAAUCCUACUCCAUAUGUUGCUACGCAUUUUGGUCACAAAUUACAUAUAGACCAAAACGAGAAGCUUGUCAGAUAUGGUGCUACUCAUGUUGGCGCAAUUGAUGGUUUUUCUCGUUUUGUAACAGCUUUUACUACAAUGCCCAUUAAGAACAACUUGCUGAUAUAUGAUAAUAUUUACAGGUAAGUAUAUAUCAGUGUCGUGUAAGUGUAAUAUUACCCAUGGAAAAACAAAACCGAAUGAUUUUUUCUAUUUAAUUUUUUACACUUUUGUAGGAAGACUGUUCUUGACUUCGGAAUGUUUGAUCAAGUCAGGACUGAUCAUGGAAAGGAAUUUGUCUUGAUACAGUUUGUGCAAGAAACUUUAGCUCAUCUGAGAAGAAAUGUUGAUAUUGAUCCUCAUCGACAAACCGAAUCCAAGCAUGUAAGGAACAAUGUUUCAAAUUAAAUAUACAAUGUUUAGAGUGCUCAAUUCCACGUUCUUUGUCGAGCGAAUUAAUAUUAAAUUCUUAAUUUGAAGGGACACAGUCACCAAUCGGCCUUUCUCACGCCGCCAUUUUUGGAUGGCUUUUCAACCGAAGUCUUCGAUUUAAGUCCCACAUAACAGCGACUUUUUAUAAUUUUUUGGACGAAUGUUGGUCAAUUUGCUUUGUAAAUGGUUAAAUUAUGCUGAAAAAUUGCUUUCCACAUUCUUUUACAGUAAUUGUCUGCAUUAGUUUAAUAACGAGAAUUAGAUGCCACCCAAAAAAGGUAAAAAUGGCGGAUAUUCACGUGAGAGGCUAAUUGAGACUAAUUGAGCGAUGUUAUUUAGUCCGAUAUAAAAUUCCAGAACUUUUUCAAGUCAGUGAUUUGCUCAUAUCAUACUAAAAUAACAUCGCUCAAACGGUGACUGUGUAUCUUUAAAUAGAGUGAUAACUCUGCACGAGUUUAAGGCUCAAUUACUUAUAUUUGUUUGACCUAUACCAGUCAGUUAAUUUUUAGAAUCUUCCUAUUGAACGUUUUUGGGUUGAAAUAAAUGGAAGAGCCAACUACCCUAUAAAACGUGUUUUGGUGGAUAUGGAAGCACGUGAUGAAAUUGACAUGGACAACAAUGAGACAAAGUAUUGUGUUUCAUGGGUAACAAGGAAAUUAGUAUCCAUUGCAACACACAACACUGUGGAAUCAUGGAACAACCAUUGCAUACCAAGUAGGUUUUCAGAAACUAUACCCACAAUCCGUAGCUGACAAAUUACGAAAGUACUGAUACUCUUCAGUUUGUGUUACCAAAUGCAACAUACUGAACGAUUUUCCAGUCCCGUUACUUAAAGGGAACUGUCAUACCGUUCAGUCUGAACCACGGUCGGUCGGUCGGUCAGUCAGUCAGUGACCACCAUCAUUUGUCAAUUUUCAUAAAACAAUGUACAACUACAAGUCAACUUUCAAACACAUCGUAGGCUCUUGGAAAAAAUUAAAAAGAUAAUUAAAAAUGUUUAUUUUCAUUCUUGACAGGACGAGGAAAACCCGUCAUUCUCAGGGACAGUAAUAAUUUAGCGCAAGUGAUCGACCCUAUCUACCUUCCUGCAUGUGAUGAAGCUGUGCAGGUCUAUGAAAAUCUAGGAGGAAGGCUAACCAUGGAACCGCAGUUUGGAGAAUACCUGUUAAAUGGUGAUGAAGAUUUACAGACCAGCAGAGAAUUACUUUGGUUAAAUAAUGUACCUGAUGUGAAUGUUAUAUGUGGCCACCUUGUCAAUGAUCUUGACCACUCUUUCAGACACGCAGUGAAUAGUUUUUGUGAUCUUACCAGGCAGCUUUCCGCUUGA
Paramuricea clavata is the source of this 2613-nucleotide messenger RNA. The record is from the annotation of a GenBank genome assembly. Lineage: Eukaryota; Metazoa; Cnidaria; Anthozoa; Malacalcyonacea; Plexauridae.